UGCAUGCAUCUUAUUUCAUCAUUUGUGUAUUGGGAAUAUCCGACCUUUAAAGCACCACCACAGUAAAUAAAACUAUGUAAGGAAAAAUGGAGGAAAAACAUUCGUCCAUUUUCUCCACCAACAUUCCUUGUAGGAAUGAAAUGAUUCACGGAAGAUGCCCUUAUAUUGAUAAAGGAUGCAUUUUUCAGCACAAAAUGCAGAACCCAUUACCGAGUGAAGAUUGGAAGGCUUCACGAAAAGCCGAACAAAUACCUGUUUCUUCAGUUACUUCUUCCAGUCGACUCAGCGUCAAUUCUCCAUCUUUCACUCCAUCCUUGGUCAUCAAGCCCACAGACUCUCCUUCACUAUCGAAUCGCCAAAAAGAAAUUACUCCAUUGACGAAAACAAAAUCCUAUUCUUCUGCUUUAUCAUCUGGGAAAAAUGGUGUUGCUACUAGUCGUGUGAAUAGUCCUCCCAAGACAAUUUCACUGACUCCGUCUAGCUCUCGGGCUACCGUAGAUUCCUCAGGAAAAUCAUAUUUGGCUCGUAACGCUUUGCCUUUUUCCCCCAAGGCUACUUCGGUACCUCUUAAAGAUCGUUCUACUACUCCUUCAUACCCUUCUGUGAACGCACCAUCGUUUACUUCGACAAAAGGAGCUGUCCCCGCCAUUUCCUCGCCGUCACCCGGCUUACUACCUUUUCCUUCUCAAGUGCAGCCUACUAAUUAUUUGAGUCCAUCUAUCACCGGAUCCGAGCAGGUUCAAGGGGUUGAAUUAGAUCGUCAUAUCGUAGCUAAGUUUCCGCCUUUUCUUCAUACCAUGAAUGAUUCAGAAAAGAAAAAAGUCGAGACUUUUCUUGCCGAUGAUUUCGAAGGAUGGCUUUUACAUCUUUCAAGAGAGAAUUUUCUUUUCUCAAGUUCAUCGAAGUUACCAACUCAUAUUCUGAAUUAUCAUAGUUUGACCCCUCGACGUACCAUAACUACUUCGCUUCCUGUUUUGGGAUAUUCGACCAGUACUUACAAAGUAAUCGAUGGAGAUAAUGGACAACCAUAUAUAUUUGUUCAAUUGCAAAAUUUCCAAUUGUUACGUGAUAAAAAUAUCACAAAUGUAGUACCGUGGACAAAGAUUCGUUCUCCGUACAUAAUGAGUAUCAAAGAAGCAUUUACAACUCAUGCUUUUGGACAACCUUCUGUCGUAUUCGUUUACGAGUAUACUCCUUCUUGUCCUUCGCUUUAUGACUUGUUUUUUUCUUCUCCGGUCUUCCGUAAGAAGGCUGCAUCUUAUUAUUUCUCAAAGCCAUUGUUAAGUACUGAAAAAGUGCUUUGGACAAUUGCCAGUCAAUUGAUCGGGGCUUUGCAUACCAUUCAUUCUGCUGGCAUGGCAGCGAAAAUGAUCACAGCCAAAAAUGUGUUGAUGGUGGGAAAAUUACGAGUGGCAUUGUUCGGUUUAGGCAUUUUUGAUGUGAUAUCGGAGUAUCCGAACACUUCAUUAGAAAACCUUCAGAUGGAGGAUUGUCGAAACCUUGGUCUUUUGCUAUUAUCUUUGGCAUCUGGCAUUGAGAAUAUAUCAAUUGCAACAGCAAGAGAUCAUAUAGCAAACCUUGGUUUCCGAUAUGACAUUCAAUCAUCUUUCCUUGAACUGAUAAAAAGUUUACUACUGGAUGAGAGUAUCCGAAUUGACCAUGUAUUACCAUCUGUCAUACCUUAUAUCAUUACAAAUUAUGAGAACAGUACUCUAAUGCAAGAUGUUUAUCAGUCACAUCUAGCUGAGCAAGUAGAAAACGAUCGAUUAUUGAGAGUACUUUUAAAAUUUGAAUUCCUUGAUGAUCGGCCUGAAUUUCUGGAAGAUCCAGACUGGUCUCCAUGCGGGCGAUUUUGGAUCAUUCGCUUGUUCAGAAAAUACAUGUUUCGUGUUAAGCAAUAUUCCAGAGGAGAUGGGCACCCUAUAAAGUCUCAGUUGCUUGAUGCGUCCAAACUGAUCGAACGUAACAUUGAUCUGUCGCAUCUUCUGCAAUGUCUGAACAAGCUGGAUGCCGGAAUAGAGGAAAAACUACUUUUAGAAGAUUCUUGCAAUCGCAUUAUAGUCAGUUACAAAGAUGUGAAAACAGCGAUCAAUACUGCGUUUAUGGAACUGGAAUAUCGUGUCUCUAAUAAUGUUAGUAUAAAAAAAUAAAAAGUUUGUAACAGA
Messenger RNA from Schizosaccharomyces octosporus yFS286, 2165 nucleotides. RefSeq names its product poly(A)-specific ribonuclease complex subunit Pan3. Gene Ontology annotation, biological process: nuclear-transcribed mRNA poly(A) tail shortening; mRNA processing. The coding region runs from base 87 to 2150 and encodes 687 amino acids. The transcript is spliced from 8 exons. The record is from RefSeq and is a predicted model, not a curated record. Gene Ontology annotation, molecular function: poly(A) binding. NCBI's taxonomy places the organism in Eukaryota, Fungi, Ascomycota, Schizosaccharomycetes, Schizosaccharomycetales, Schizosaccharomycetaceae. Gene Ontology annotation, cellular component: PAN complex; P-body.